CUCUAAUUGACCUCAAGUUUGCCAAUAAAUCACGUGAUAUUAGACUUACGAAAUAGUGAUCACAUGAGAGACACUUAAGAUUUGUUCUAUAAAUCAAUUGUCAGAUCAUUUAAAAACCCAAUUAAUUGCCGAAAAUACGUGUAUUUACGGGACAUUAUCCGAACACCCGAACAGUUCAAAUGGCCAACAGAUUAUCGGAUGAAGACGUUAUUCGAGUACUAAAGCAAUUGGGAAUCAAAGUAACGGCCGAACAGUUGUUGCGUCCGACCAAAGAUCUGGUAAUUCAGUUAUAUGUCAGCAUUUUGGCCGAAUUCGGUGUUUACAAUGUAUCGCAACCGGACAUUGAGGUCACGUCGGGCUUUGAUGACAUAUCCAACUACGAGUCGGUUAUUCAAGUGGUCAAUAUUAAGAAUUUAGUGACCAAUUUUGUGUCAUACGAUGGUAUCCGUGAUGUGACACUUAACGAUGUGGUCAAUCCUAAUGGUCGCCGAACUAAACGUAUAUUGCGGUCAUUAUGUAAAUUGGUGCUCAAGUUAUCGGACAUCACAACGGUAUUCAAUCGUCGAAAUCAAUGGUGUGUCGACCUUCCAGUUCGCAGACAAGCCAUCGAACAGCGUAUUCGGGAACAGAAGAGACAGAUUGAGGCCAAAGCAAUGCAUUUGUCGACCAAUAAGUGUCAAACAGUGGCCAUCAGUAGACAGUUGAAAGAGAUGGCCAAAAAUUUUGAGACAAAAAGGACGUCUGCCAUCAAACUCAUCAAUGAAACCAAACAAAUCAAGUCAUCGAUUCUUCAACAAAAUGAGGAAAUCAGUGAACUAGACAUCAAAAUCAGUAAAACUAAAGAAGAUAUCGAAAAACUGAAUGAAAAUCUGGUAAAAAGUCCGAUAAGAAUACAAAUGAAUACCGAGAAAAAAGAGACAGAAUUGAGUGACAAACGAAACGAGAAGAAGAUUUUAGAGAAACAAUACUUACAGCUAAUCAAAGGCAACGAUAGUCUUAAAGAGUUUUCUCAUAGUUUGAAGCCAUCACUAGAAACGCUUAGCAAAACAUUUAAAGACAUUGAAACGAUUCGUCAAGAAUGCCAAAAGUUGUCGGACAUGAAGACUGGAAUGAAUGCCAAACUCGAGAGACUGAAGUCAAUAGAUGUUCGGAUCGGCGAACAGGAAAAGAGUUGGAAAACAUUGAGACAACAAAUGGUUAACAAUGAGAAACAAUUUGAUUAUCAGUUUCGGACAUUGAAACAGAUUGUCGACGGCAUGAAAGGUGAUGUUAUUGUCAAGAAAAGUAAUCAAUGCGAAGCUAAGCGUCGGUAUGUCGACCAACGCAACCAAUUGUUGUGUCGACUCAACCAACUCGAUGGCCAAUACAAUGCAUUCAAAACAAACUGUGCGACACUUGAGAAUAAAAUAUCGCUGCGAAUGAAUGCCCGCAUCGAUAAAGUUAACGAUAAAUUGAAUGAUUUUAAUAAUAUAUUGGAUAUAAAAAAUUAAACAUUAAAUUAGUUAACAUUAAUAAU
Messenger RNA from Oppia nitens, 1516 nucleotides. RefSeq lists its product as uncharacterized. Gene Ontology annotation, cellular component: kinetochore; Ndc80 complex. The transcript is spliced from 2 exons. The record is from RefSeq and is a predicted model, not a curated record. NCBI's taxonomy places the organism in Eukaryota, Metazoa, Arthropoda, Arachnida, Sarcoptiformes, Oppiidae. Bases 180 to 1490 code for a protein of 436 amino acids.